CGUUGGCGUCCACAUCUACUUGCCUACUUGUAACUGCUUUCUUUCUGUGUACAUGCGAAUCAGCAAAUGCCAAAUCCCUUUGGAAUAAAAUGGUUGAGGUGGAUACAUUGAUCCUGAAUUAUGAAGGAAAAAUAGUGAGCAAGUUAAUAAAGAACAGGAGGCGUUUCAAGAGAUUUAUGAAAUGCCAGGAAACCUACACUGCUGCCCAAAGCGCACUAGAAGUUUUCAAAGGGCCAGCUCCACUAAAAUGAAUUGGUCGUCGUGGAGUAUGCAGUGUGGAGUAGUUGGUGCUAG
Molecule: messenger RNA, 294 nt
Organism: Trichobilharzia szidati
Lineage: Eukaryota; Metazoa; Platyhelminthes; Trematoda; Strigeidida; Schistosomatidae
Source: the annotation of a GenBank genome assembly